AUGAAAACCUGUCGGAAAUCGGUAGCCACGGUGCUACUGUUGUCGAUUCACUUGCUAAUGUUACGAAUCGACGACGUAGUUGCCGAAGUUAAACCCAAAAUAAUUCUGGAAGAAGUGAUUAUUACCGGAAGCGGAAACGACACUCGUGUAAUAGCGAACGCAGUGGCCGAAGAUGUCUCAAAAAUUGGCGACGGGAUAACUUCGCUUCUAUCCAAGCAGACGUCGUCGAAUUUGGAUCAGGACGCGGCACAAUCCGUGAACGUCGACGUGAACGAGGACGACCUGGAGAGGCUGAAGCGCGUGAUCGCGAAAUACGAGCCGCAGAGGAUCACGUCGAGAAUAAUGAAGAGGAAGAUCAUCAAUGGCGAACAUGUACUACAAGGCAAGGUCGCGGGAUCGACGACGGGUCUCGAGAGGGCUUAUGACGAAGUGCUGCGAAAUAUUUCGCGAAGGGCGCCCGAAUUGACAUCUAGCAACGUUGACGCGACAUUGAAUCCUUAUUUGUCCCAGACGAGGAGGAAUCUGAUGGGAAUUUACGUUCCGGAAACGACGAUUCACGACGACGCUCAAAAAUCACGUUCCGAUGUUGACUCUUCGCCCACCUUAAACGACAAGAAGAAAUUACUUAAAAAGUAUUUGCAAUUAAAUCGCACCUUUACAAUUCCUCGGGGCUCGCCGGAGCUCGAGGAAUCAAGAUUCAACGAAGAAACAGCUGACGAGUCGAUCAUACCUGGAAGAUAUUUCAAAGUUCCCAAAAUAAAGACGAAGCCGAACGAAUCACCAUCAAACAUUUAUUCCGAAUCGACGGAAAAGCCUGAACGCAAGUGGAACAUUCAAGACUCUUCGUUUAUCCCGCGAUUGAACAAUAAUUCGUACGGCGCUUUUAACGUGAAUAACUUGAACAAUUUGAACUUUCCGAGUGAUCCAAACACCGUUCAAUUAUUGUCCAAGUAUGACAAAAUGCCGAGGCCGUUCUCCUUAUUGCGUUCGCCCGAUUCACCUGUCAUCGAGAUACCGUACGGAAAACCGAGUCCCUCACCAGCGAGUUUAAAUCGCCAACAGGUUGCUCGAUCUUCCACGAGUGUUCUUCCGCUGAUUCUCCCAACGGAGACCCUCUUCGAUCCAUCUUCGGCACGUCGUUACGUCCCGAUAAAGCGCGCGAACCACUUGAAACCUGAAGGAGGCUCCUUCAACACCGAGGCGAGUCCCGCGAAUGAGAGAACUACCUUUGGAAAUUACGGUGCACCUUAUAUAAUCGACACCACGAAGAGUCCUCUGGUUUCUAAUCAACAAAGGAUACCUUCAGCGAAUUAUUACGCCAUUACGGAGAAUCCGGUAGAGCAGGAUGUUACGAGGACGAAUUCCCCGAAGAUCAUUCACGUUCCUGGUCAAACGUUCAUCCCGUAUACUCUUCAGCAAGAGAAGGAUCCGCAAGCCGUUCGCAGACAUGGAUUUUCACCCAAUGUCGCCUAUAAUAUUCCCGAUGACAGACGAUCAAAUUUAAAUGCGAAUGCCGGACUCGAGUUGUACAACAAACUCGCAAGUCUGUACUCGGCUAAUGUACUUAAUAAUGCAUUCAAUGUCCCGAAAACGGUGACGCAAAAUUAUCCAAAUCUUGGGCAACACGUUUCCACCCCUUCUUACGCAACUUUGAAUCCUAUUUCUCUCUCGUUGCCGAAAAUCCGACCGAAUGUUCCCGUUAAAUCUGCGCCGUAUUACGACAGUGGAUUAUUAAUUUCGCAAAGAGCAGAGGAAAAGGAACUUAAUGACAAUAAAAAACACGAAGAAAGUGUAAAAGUAGACGAGUCUCGUGCAGUCGAUAAGGAUGAGAGUAAUACGGAAGCUGCUGAUAAUGAGAAUCAUUUUAUAAAUAAAGCUCCGAUCAAUCAUGGAUCUUACAAGAGUCACAAAACAUCAAAUGAACAACACGAGAAAAAAGAUCGCGAAGAGGAAGACAAAGAAGAUCGUUAUCAACAGCCGAAGCACAAUUAUGACUAUCAGGAUAAAUAUCAGAAAUAUAAUAAGGACGAUAAAAAUAAUGACAGGCAGGAAAAAUACAACGUUCGACAUAAAGAUAAUGAAGAUAAAGAGGAAGAAGAAGAAGAAGAAGAAGAAGAAAAAGACGCCGAUGAAACUCAAGAGGGCGAAUAUGUCAGCCCGGCAAAAAAUCAAGACGAGCGUACUGAUCGUUAUGAGUAUAAUAAACAUAAAUAUGAUAGAGACGAUUCUGGAGAAGAGGAACGCGAUAAACAGCGUUACGAUAGUAAAAAACAUGAUAAAGGGAAGAAUCUUCGCGACGAACACGAUGAUGAUGAGGCGGACAAAGUUAAGGACAAAUUUGUAAGUGGCAAUAAAUAUUUUGAUAAGAAACAUGAUAAAGGGAAGAAUCUUCGCGACGAACACGAUGAUGAUGAGGCGGACAAAGUUAAGGACAAAUUUGUAAGUGGCAAUAAAUAUUUCGACGGUCCACGAUAUAGUGAUCACGAAGCGGGAAAAAAAUAUCGCGAACCCUACGAUCGAAAAAAAGCUCGGGACGAAGAUUCCGAAGACGUAGCUGAAGACAAACUGGUCGCUCGACGCUUUAAAGACGAAUAUCGCAGACAACGCGAAAGAUACGAGGAGGAAGAAAGAAAGGGCGACGAAACGACGCAAAAACCUAAACCCUAUCGACAUGGCCAGGUUACUUCUCGAAGAGAUUCGUAUCGCGAAGAGCAUCCUAAGCGCGUUCGCGAAGAAUAUCGUCAGCAUCCUCGACAGGAUGUCGAAGAUGAUGAAGAUCUGUCUCGUCAUCGUGGACGUGACAAUGAAAAUGAUACGGGGAAAGUGCGUGAUCACGAGCACGGCGAGACUCAGGAACACGCGCAUAAACACGAGGAGCAUCACGAAAAGAAGAAGGAUCACGGGGGCGAUCACAAAUUUGAGGAGGGCGAAGGCGCGGAACAUAAAGACGAACAUCAUGGACACAAAGGGGAAAAAGGGCACAAGGAUUACAAAGAUUGGCACGAGCACGAGAAGGCCGAAAAGGGACAUCACGACAAGGAACACUCCAGCAAGGAGUACGACGAGAAAGCUGGCGAGGAGAAGAAACACCAAGAGAAGGGCGGCUAUCACAAGGAGCAUCAUCACGACGAGGGUGGUAAAAAGGAAGCAGAGUUCGGUGAAAAGGGUGAACACAAAAAAGGACACAGCACGCAUGGUCAGCAUUCGGUGCACAAGAAGGACGAAUACGAGAAGAAGACCGAGUUCUUCGACGAGUUCCACGACGACGGCGAAGUGGAGAAACACGGCGAGCAUCAUCACGAGCACGAGUCGAAGAAGGGCGGCCACGAGAAGAAGGGUCAUCAUGACGCCGCCGAUCACGAGGAGAAACACGGCAAAAAGGGGAAGCACGAGAAGGGCGGUCAUCAUCACGAGCACAAGGGCCAUAAGCUGGACGAAGGUCACGAUCAUCAUUAUAAUCACGACGAGAAGCACGACAAGAAGGAGGGACACGAGAGUGGGAAAAAGUGGAGCUUCAAGAAGGGCGACCACGGUGGCCAUCGUUGAAGAGUACCUCAUUAUUACAAUAGUUUGCAGAGACGGUGGUUUGACAAUUGUCAUGAUUGUCAUUGUCCUCG
Nylanderia fulva is the source of this 3617-nucleotide messenger RNA. The record is from RefSeq and is a predicted model, not a curated record. NCBI's taxonomy places the organism in Eukaryota, Metazoa, Arthropoda, Insecta, Hymenoptera, Formicidae.